AUGAAUCAUCUUCACCGACUCCUCAGAAAGGAUGCACCACCCUGGUCCUCUGUUCAUACCCAGGCAGUUAAAGAUCUGAAAGCCCUGGCUCAGUCCUUGCCAACUCUACAGAUCCCAUCUACAGGACUUCGUAUUCUACAGUCCGAUGCCAGUGAUACCCAAUGGGGUGCGGUUCUACUUGAAGAAUCAUCAAACAAGAUACGACGUAUAUGCAGAUACCGUAGUGGCAUGUUCAAAUCAUCCGAACAACACUACCAUUCCACAUUCAAAGAGAUUCUUGCAGUCCGUCGUGGAAUUGAGAAAUUUCAGUUCUUUCUUAUAGGCCAUACAUUCUAA
Telopea speciosissima is the source of this 336-nucleotide messenger RNA. RefSeq lists its product as uncharacterized. Lineage: Eukaryota; Viridiplantae; Streptophyta; Magnoliopsida; Proteales; Proteaceae. Bases 1 to 336 code for a protein of 111 amino acids. The record is from RefSeq and is a predicted model, not a curated record. The transcript has a single exon.